CACGCCCGUUUCUUGCCUUGCCUUGUCUGGUUGGCUUGCCUUGCCUGUCUAGGGGCCACGGAUCUUGGCAACCACGAGACGCUACUCCGAGGAGCCGCCGCGCACGCCGGCGCCGGCGCUGCCAACCGCCAUCCAUGGUCGCCGUCUUUAACAAGGACGUUCUGAGCUGGUAUCUGAUCACGGUCAAGCUCAAGGAGACCGUCGAUGCCAACCUCAACAAGUCCCCGCCGCCCGGCGCGCUGCCCCGGUGGCAGGCGCUGAACCGUAACCUGCCGCUGCUCACCAGCGGCGAGGCGGAAGCCGGAAGCGACGCAUUGCCGCCGCGCCAGGAGCUGGAGCGCCCCGGUGAGGUCCGGAUCCAGGUGCGAUCGCCGGCGCACAGCCCAAAGCCGCAGGACCCGGAAUGGGUGGUGGCCAUCCGCGGGAAGCUGGCGCAGGCGCGCGCCGAGGAGGCGGCGUGCCCGUGGGCGCGCCUGUCCGUGUACCGCGUGCCCAAGUCGCUCCGCGACGGCGACGAGCGCGCGUACAUGCCGCAGGUGGUGUCCAUCGGCCCGCUCCACCGCGGCCGGCGCCGGCUGCGGGAGAUGGAGCGGCACAAGUGGCGGGCGCUGCACCACGUCCUGAAGCGCACGGGGCACGACGUCACCGCCUACCUCAACGCGCUGCGGCCGAUGGAGGAGCGGGUGCGCGCCUGCUACGACGGCCGCGUCGCCGGGAUGCAGGGGAACGAGCUCGCCGAGUGUAUGGUGCUGGACGGGACGUUCGUGCUGGAGCUCUUCCGCGGAGCGCUGGACGGCGGGAAGAGGUUCGUCGACGACCUGGGCUACUCGCGGCAUGAUCCCAUCUUCGCCAUGCGCGGCGCGAUGCACGCCAUCCGCAACGACAUGAUCCUGCUCGAGAAUCAGAUACCCCUAUUCGUGCUCGACCUCCUGCUCGGGCUCCAGCUCGGCAAUCCGGAGCAGACCGGCUUGGUCGCCAGCUUCGCCGUGCGCUUCUUCGACCCGCUCAUGCCGACCGAUGAGCCGCUACUCCGCAAGGACCGGUCCAAGCUGGAGUCAUCCGUCAGCACCGGGGAGGCGGCGGCCACGGCGGCGUUCGACCCGCUGUCCGGACCAAUGCUCCAUUGCCUCGACGUUUUCCGGCGCAGCCUCCUCCGCGCCGGACUGCAGCCCACCCCGCCGCCGCCGGCACGGCUUUGGCUCAAGAAGUGGUCGGGGCUCCGGCGUGUGGCGGACAAGCGGCGGCAGCAGUUCGUGCACUGCGUGUCGGAGCUCCGGGAAGCAGGAAUCCGGUGCCGGCGGCGGAACACGGACCGCUUCUGGGACAUCAAGUUCGACAACGGCGUGCUCCAGAUCCCGCGCAUCCUCAUCCACGACGGCACCAAGUCCCUCUUCCUCAACCUGAUCGCGUUCGAGCAGUGCCACAUGGACAUCGCCACCCCGGGCGGCAACAACAUCACCUCCUACGCCAUCUUCAUGGACAACCUCAUCAACUCGGCCGACGACGUCAGGUACCUCCACGACCGGGGCAUCAUCGAGCACUGGCUGGGGAGCGACGCCGAGGUGGCCGACCUCUUCAACAGGCUGUGCCUGGAGGUGGUGUUCGACAUCAACGACAGCUACCUCUCCGGGCUCUCGGACCAGGUGAACAGAUACUAUGACCACAAGUGGAGCACGUGGGUCGCCAGCCUGAAGCACAACUACUUCAGCAACCCGUGGGCUAUCGUCUCGGUGGUCGCCGGUGUCUUCUUGCUGCUGCUUACCAUGACGCAGACCUUCUACAGCACCUACAGCUACUACAGGCCGAUGAAGUGAUGCUGCGGAAAGUGCAUGAAGCAAUCCAAAAUGUGAUCUUUUUUGGGGGUUGGCAUUGUGCGAUAGGCAUCUAAUUGCUGAUUUGUAACAGUGUUAGAUUGCUGGUUGCAAUUAUAGCUUUGAUUGGAAGAAUUCUUCCCUUGGACUUCCGAGCGCACUGGGUGUGACAGAGGGAUUUGACUAGCAAAUCCAUUGUCAAAAGAUACUUAUAUUGUAUAUUUUCGAAAGGAAGUGCAUGUUCUUUAUAUAUAUCCCUUAUAUUCCAUAUCGUAAG
Messenger RNA from Oryza brachyantha (malo sina), 2088 nucleotides. Its product is annotated as UPF0481 protein At3g47200-like. The transcript has a single exon. Bases 135 to 1814 code for a protein of 559 amino acids. Lineage: Eukaryota; Viridiplantae; Streptophyta; Magnoliopsida; Poales; Poaceae. The record is from RefSeq and is a predicted model, not a curated record.